This is a messenger RNA of Sceloporus undulatus (fence lizard), 5431 nucleotides long. It is a transcript of the gene ACP4, whose product is annotated as acid phosphatase 4. Gene Ontology annotation, cellular component: postsynaptic membrane; lysosome. The record is from RefSeq and is a predicted model, not a curated record. Gene Ontology annotation, biological process: peptidyl-tyrosine dephosphorylation involved in inactivation of protein kinase activity; lysosome organization; negative regulation of ERBB4 signaling pathway. Bases 491 to 1714 code for a protein of 407 amino acids. The transcript is spliced from 12 exons. NCBI's taxonomy places the organism in Eukaryota, Metazoa, Chordata, Lepidosauria, Squamata, Phrynosomatidae. Gene Ontology annotation, molecular function: receptor tyrosine kinase binding; protein tyrosine phosphatase activity; acid phosphatase activity.
UUUACUCUUGGCCUAGCCAGCUGGAUUCCAGGAAGAUAUGGCUGUCAGUCCAAGUUGGCUGGCCUGGUGCAUUUUCCAAAGGGCCAAGUCCAAAGCAGUAUUCCUGGAGCAGGGACUUAACCACCCUCCUAUUUCUCCCUCACAGAUGCUCAUUUUUAUUAAUAAAUGCCGAGGUUAGAGCAUUGGGGCUAGCUGAUUUUGCACAAGCUGGAGCUGCAGCCUAGAUGGUUUCCUCAAAGCUUGUGAGUUAUUUGCAGCAGAAACAGUAACGGUGGGGCAGAUUGGACCCAACCUAUCAAGGGCUUACCGGCAAUUUGGCAGGUGUGUGUGUGUGUGUGGUGGAGGAAAGCAUAUUAUACAACUGGCCUCUCACUCUGUGGUGGUGUCUGCUAAAUCUAGCUUGUCAGCAGAGUGGAAUCAAAGACAAUUACAAGGUGUGAGGACGGUGCCUAUAUAACAGAAACAUUUUCCCUCCUUCCCCUAAACAACCAUGUCCAGGAGGCAGAACCAAUUCAACACCAUGAGACUCUCUGAAACUCUUGCAUCUUUAAUGAUCUGCAUCCACAAUAGUCUGCAUUUUACUGCAGGUCAAGAAAGGACACUGCGCUUCGUGACAUUGAUAUAUCGACACGGUGACCGGUCCCCCCUUGGCACAUACCCUACAGAUCCCCACAAAGCAGCAGUCUGGCCACAGGGUUUCCAGCAGCUCACCAAGAUAGGUAUUUUGCAACAGAAGGCGCUUGGAAGGUUCCUGAGGGAGAAAUACGAUGGAUUUUUGAGUGCUGCCUACAAACCACAGGAGAUAUACAUUCGCAGCACAGAUUAUGACCGCACUAUCAUGAGUGCCCAAGCCAACCUAAUGGGACUCUAUCCAAAUUUGGAUCCAGAGACUGGCUGGAGUCCUGUCCCCAUCCACACAGUGCCAAUUAAAUAUGAUAAGCUGCUGAAAUCGCCAACCCGGACCUGCCAUCGAUACCAACAGCUAAUGGAAGAGACAAUUAAUUUGCCAAGCUAUCAGGCUAAAAUGAAAGGCUGGAAGGGCUUCAUAAAAGAGAUGAGUAAUUACACGGGACUUAAACUGGAGCAGCUCACUCUGCGGGGUCUUUGGAGAGUACAUGACUCUCUUUUCUGUCAGAAAAUGCACAACCUGACCUUGCCUAGCUGGGCCACACCACAGGUCCUGACUACUCUUGCAGAGAUAGAAAUAUUCAAUGUCGAGGCUCAUGUGGGAAUGUAUGCCACUCAGGAGAAGGCUCGAUUCACUGGAGGAUUGCUACUGGGAGCUAUCCUGAGCAACUUCUCCAAAAUUGUGUGCCGAGAUCUGCCUCUCAAAAUGGUGAUGUAUUCUGCUCAUGACAGCACCUUGAUUGCUUUGCAUGGAGCCCUGGGCCUUUAUAAUGGUCACCCGCCACCCUAUGCUGCCUGCCAUGGAUUUGAGUUCUACCAGGAAAGCAAUAACUCGUUCAGUGUAGCUAUGUUCUACCGGAACACAAGUGAUCAACCACCUCACGUAUUAGCCCUUCCUGGCUGCUCCACACCUUGCCCACUACCUCGUUUCAUUCACCUCACACGUCCUGUUGUCCCACAUGAUUGGGAUGCUGAAUGCCAAAAUCCUCGAAAAAGCACAGGACGCACAGUAACCUCUCUGGCUGUAGCAGUAGGUCUGCUAAGCAUGGCGCUAAUUGGAAUGGGGAUUUUGUACUGGAGAAGGUAAUGGGAAAAAAGCUCAUGACAACAAUCAUAAUUUCCCAUAUGUAAAUAUACAAAGACAGUCUUUGUGCAUUCUGCAAAGUGGAUUGGAACCUAAAAGCUCUUACACAGCCUUCCUGUCUGGGAGCUCAGAGAAGUCUAUCUGGAUAGUAGUAUCAAUAGCAUUGGCAAGUGUCAUUCAGGGCAGGGAAUUAGUAGGAAAGGGCCCAGAAAAGGAAAAACAAAAACCACAGAUUUGUAGUACACUCAGUACAGAGAUAACUGUUAAUACCACUAGUGAGAACUACCAAGGGCAGCUAGCUAACUAUAACUCAGACCGAGAGCACUUAAAUUACAUAUUACCCUAACUCUUUCCAGCAAGAUGUAAUUCUUAAUCACCUACAGCAUUUAGGAAAGGUUUGCUUUCCAUUUCAGUAAGGAACUUGCUCUAACAAAAAGGUCUUUUUUAGCAAUUUUCAAACUCAAAAUUCUAAUGCUUUGGGGGGAGGGGGGCUUCAUGUACACAUCCAGGAAGAGAAACUGUUUUAAAAACAAACUAAUGUGAGUGUUGUACUACAAUUUUUAAAGUAUAUUUACAAGGUAGCUUGGACACAGAUGCAUUGUUUGUUGUAACAUUUUAUUUAAGAUCAUAAGUAUUGCACAGAAUGUGACUGUCCUAAACACUUACAAUCCAAACUUGUUUCUCCCCACCCAAAAGCAGAGUCUGAGAAAAAUAACCCGAGUUGAGAGGUAACUCACACCUCACUAUCCAGAUGGGCUAAACAGCUGAUAGGUAAUAUUACAGCUGGAUAAGCAUUCAAGCAAGAUUUAGAUCCGCAGGCAGAGGCGGGAAAUAUAAAUAAAAAUUAUUAUAUGAAUCACUUUAGUAUACUGUAUCCUUCACAGUGCGCAGACCCACCUUGAUGCAUGUAGCAAGCAAGGUCCUGCCACCCUGUACCAUUUGGCUUUUAAAUUGGGAGGGAGGCUUUGGACCACCUGACAACCAGUAGCACACCCUCAUUUUCCUGUAGUGGAAGAUAGUGUCUUAAGACUCCUCUUCCUACCUCCCACAGGAGGCAGAACUAGGCUUUAUGGAGUUCUGCUUAUCCUCUGCCCUUUUCAGUAGUUUGCUAAUUCUAAGUAGUAUCCAGGACAGUUCCAGGUAUCCUGGGAUUAGUGGCCAAGACAGUUGAAGGAGAACACAGCAUCACCACCCCAAUUUACCUACUGUAAAAGAACUGCCAGCUGACUCAGUGUUCUGUUCCCAACAGCUUCCCCUUCUCAAUCAGGAGGAUAUUUUUUUAACCUUAGCCACAAGUUGGGAAGUCAGAUAGGCUCAAUACUAGCUGAAGAUGCCUCCUCGCAUAUCCAGUGAGACUCUCCACCAUGCUAAAGAUCCCACCUGGUACAAGUAAUGAAGGGUGGAAAAUGAAGCUUAACGAAAGGCAGACAACAUAAAAAACCAAACAGAACAGAAACACCCUUCAGUGGAUUUAUGGUAAUCCAAGAAACUCUUUCGAAGUCAUACUUCCUCCUGCAAGGACAACUCAUCCACUUGGGUAUCUUCCGUCUUUCAGAGAGAUGUGGCCAGACAACUUGGCUGAGGCUAAAUGUGAAGAAACAUGCAGCAUGCAUUAGCAUCACAGCACUUAAGAAGUUAGUAAUAAACCACAAGCCAAUACCUCCACCAGAUACAGGCAUAUCUUCAGAAAGUACAGCAACAGAACUAAGCUAAUUACAGCAAGCUUCUCAACCUGGUACCGUCCCCAUGCAACUUAACACACUGGAAGUGCACCAGGUUGGAAAUGAGACAGAUGUUAUAUGAACAUAAGUGGACAUUAUAUUCAUGAUUGAUUAUGCAAUAAUAUGUUUUGGGAUGUGUAUGCAACUUUUCACUAUCUUCUUUACAUUUGAUUGACAUACAGCUUUGCCUCCAUACCUCUAAAAGCUGUGAGGACACACGAUUCUGCUCCCUGCCUACACAGAAGCACAAAAUGAUAGUGUCUUUUUAAACUAGUUAUGACCAUGUUGGUUGGGAUUCUGGGACUUGUACUGAAAAAAGGAACUUUUCCAGGCUGUGCUCACAUACUACUAAAGAACAAGAGUGUUUUAGAUGCAAAAGGAGCACAACUAAAUAUGCAUGCUCAGAACCCCUCAGUCUCCUGGAGUGUCAAGUCUCCAGAAGGCACCAAAAUCAUCACAGUGGUCGGAGCCCAGUGCUGACAUCAUUGGGGUAUCCCCUGCACUUCAUGCUUGCUAUCCAAGCUCCUUGAAAUUUUUCUUCCAACACUUAAUCUUGAAAUUGCCUCCUCUUUCACCCAUUAGCAGAACACUGAACAGCCCUACUCACCUUGCGUGCUCCAUAUGGUAGUCAUAUGCACCUUGGUGUGCCAAUCAUCCUGGGAACAGGGCGAUAUACCUUACCGCUGGAGUCACCUAUCAGGAAUGAUACUAUAUUACUUAGGACUCAGAAAUUAACAUAGUUACUGUGUCAUUAGCUUUGUAUUCCUCAGACUAUUUUAUCAUGCAGAUCAUCAAUAUUUUCCCUAAUGUCCCAGGGGAUGCAUUUGUGUCAUUGGUUAAAAAUGUUUAUUUCCUGGAAACCAGUUGCAUUUCUUGGCAGUCAGUGGCUCAUGGUUCAGCAAUGGUCUACAGACCACGUUUAACUACACUGCGUUGUAUCAGUCCACUUCAAAUUCUGCCACACAUCCAUGACAGGAUGGCAGAAGGGUAUGAAGAAAAAUGGCUACCUUCUCCAAGACAAUCAAAAUCCAACUGUGGGGGAUGGAAGAGGACCAGAAGGGAAAAGAGUGGGCUUUUCACCUCCCAGAAUUGCCCAAUCUUUGCAUUUUCCUCCUCAGCAAAAAGGCCCAUCUUUCAGAGUCACAGAUGCCUAUUUUAGUUGUACACCUAUGUUCACACAUUGAACACCCCAGUAAGAACCCUCCAUAAGAGGCUCUCAGGGAUAUGUGUACAGGAAUGGGGGAUUUACUCUUUAACCCCUGGGUUACCGAGAGAACACUGUACUAACCCCCCAUUUAGGAUCAACCCUAACCCCCAAUUUCAACCUGCCAGGUUCAGGGAUUCUGCUCCUCAGUCCCCCAUGAUGUCAAAGGCAUGGGGGGCACUGUUAUCAUCACAGGAAUUGUCUGUGCCCAGUGCUCACAUCACUGGAGGAACCCUGUUGCAAUUUACACGCAACAAUGCUUCCCCCUCUAUCAAAUUUAACUCUAUCUCAAGAAAGGUAAAUACUGAGAAGAAUGAGGCAACUGACAAUUGUCUACAACUCACAAUAUCUGCUCUGGGAUUGCUGCUUUUCCACUCCCACAACAGCAGCCAUAUUCCCCAGUGAUCACCUGAAUUGCAGAGGACUUCCAUAUUAUAUUCUAUAGCAAUGAUUGAACCUGUUAGAUCUCACUGUGAUACUGCAUGCAUUGAAUGCUCAUUUUAGGAAAUCUCAAAUGCAUACAACUCCAUAGUUGUAGGUCAACACUGGCUAUGAUGUUUUACCCAACAUGCCCACCUCUUCAGAACCUUUUUAAAAUAUAAAACCUUUUUAAGGACCUCAAGAUUUUUCAAAAUGAUUUCAAACUAGGCUCAGCACCACUCACCUGGUACAACAAGGUGAAAGGAUGGCUGGAGGCAUGAUACAGAUGCUCCAUUUUGAAAGGAAAGCAGAAAGAAUACCUAUGCUCCUGUAGGAAGAAAAAUAAUUGUUAAUAAAAUAAGUCCAAAUGCUUGA